This is a messenger RNA of Polyodon spathula (Mississippi paddlefish), 1870 nucleotides long. RefSeq names its product UDP-GalNAc:beta-1,3-N-acetylgalactosaminyltransferase 1-like. Gene Ontology annotation, molecular function: N-acetyl-beta-D-glucosaminide beta-(1,3)-galactosyltransferase activity. NCBI's taxonomy places the organism in Eukaryota, Metazoa, Chordata, Actinopteri, Acipenseriformes, Polyodontidae. Gene Ontology annotation, cellular component: membrane. The coding region runs from base 112 to 1143 and encodes 343 amino acids. The transcript has 3 exons. The record is from RefSeq and is a predicted model, not a curated record.
UUGGCAACAGUGAACUGCCAUUGAAACCUCACGCAUUCAUUAAGCAGUUUACAAUACAGCAGUCUGGAGCCAAACACGUUCGCUGCCUGAAGAACUUCCUUAUUCAAGCUGAUGUACCACAUAAUUUGGAUUAAACUGAAGGCCAUGAAGAAAUAUUUUUUUGUAUUACUAUUCAUAACAUUUAUAACUUUGGGGGUGUAUUUUAAGAUGAAGAACAAUGAAAAGAAGAAUAAAGAAGUGUUGAGUCUGAAAGACAUGAUUGUAGCUAAUCCAGUUUCCAGUGACAAUCUCCUGCAGAAGAUUUUGAAGGAGGACUCUAAAUGGCUGCAGUUAUAUGAACGUGAACCAAAGCACAAACCCAGCUUCACCUACUUGACCUCGGAACAUUCCCAAUGCAGGGAUGAGACGCCUUUUGUGGUCAUUUUCAUUGCAUCCCGUCCAAGUGAAGUCGAAGCGAGACUGGCAAUUAGAGCUUCUUGGGCCAGUAAGAAGCAAUGGCAUGGGAAAUCUGUUCUCACCUUGUUUCUCCUAGGCAAUGAAAGCAGAGAGCAAACGGCAAAAUUAUAUUUAGAAAAUGAAAAAUACAGAGAUAUAAUAAUUCAAGACUUUCUCGAUUCCUAUGAAAAUCUAACACACAAAACCAGAAUGGCUUUUCAGUGGCUGCAUGAUUUCUGCCCAAAAGCUCAGUACAUUAUGAAAACUGAUACUGAUGUCUUUGUUAAUCCUGGCAAUUUAGUCAAUUAUCUGCUGCAGCAGCCCGAGACAGAACAUUUUUACACAGGCUAUCCAUUUGUGAACACGUAUCCAUACAGAAACACGUUCAGUAAGAACUAUAUCUCCACUGAAGAGUACCCUCUGGAUAUAUUCCCUCCUUAUGGUAGUGGGCUGGGGUAUGUUAUUUCAGGGAGUCUAGCAUUGAGAAUCUAUGACAAAAUGUGCCAUGUCAAGCCAUUUAGGAUUGAAGAUGUUUAUGUGGGAGUCUGUGUAAAGUUAUUAGGAGAUGAGCUGCACAUACCAAAAGACCACCUCUUUUUCCUCUUUAAAACAGAACUGGCAGACAAAAUUGAAAGUUUAAUUGCAGCACACUGGGUGAAUCCAGCAGCCAUGAGAGAUUACUGGGAGACACUUCACAGCUCAUCUUAAUAUAACUGCAGUCAACACUGUAGGAUGUACUGUUUUUCGUGUUUUUCUUUGAUGUGUUACUGUUUUUAGGAAAACACACAUUCUGUUUAAGGUAAAAUACCCUGCUGGAAAUUCCAACAAUGACCAGCACUUAGUAAGAGCUUAACGUUGACUGGUUUUCAACUAGUCAUGCUGGCUCAAGAGACUCAGUGCAGGUUUAUGCAUUGGUUAAGCUGAUCCUAGAGUCAGUCAAUUCUUGUCUCUACCCCUAAAUUAAUUGAGUUUCUAUAAAUCUGCACAUCUCUUUUAUAUAUCUGCUGGGUGCCCAGUUGGAAACCAGUAAAUAUUUGUCCCCAUUCCUAAUUUCACUGGCUCAUCAGAUACUAGUGAAGAGAUUGCAUGUAGUCUGUCUAAUGUAUUAAACAGCUAAAAACAGUGGGCCGUAUUUACAAAGGAUUUACCACCACACACAGCUAACACCUUUUUCUUUACAAAAAUAAAACAAAUUGCAGUGGCUACAAUGCUUCAAAUAAAUAACUUAUUUAGUUAAAUUAGAAGCAUGUUUCCUCCUAAUUUCAUAAGUUUGUUUUUUUUGUUUCACAAAAAAUGGCAAAUGUACAGUGGUAAAUGCUUUGUAAAUGUGUCCCACUUGUUUUCUAAACAUGUAAGUGACAGUUAUUAAUAUAUUAAUAAGUUUGAUUUUUAAUGUGUAUUAAAAUAUUGUGUGAAAAAAAAAAAAAAUCCACAU